AUGAGAGCGGCAGCGGAGGAGACGAGCCUGGGGCGGCCCAAGACGGCGCCGCAGCCGGCGGCUGAGGUGGCUGCUGGCGACGACGCCGUGACAGGCGGGUUCGAUUUUGAGGAUGACUUUUUCUUGCAGGACGGGGCCAGCAGCGGCGAAGAGGCCGCGGCCGAGGAAGGGGGGCGCGGGCCGCCGCGGGCGGCCGGGCGGGGCGGCCCCGCGCGCACGGGCGGCGGCGGAGGCGGCGGCGACGGUGGCAGCGACACUGACGGCAGCUUGGGAGGGAGCGGCGAGUCGUCGGAAGACGAAGAGGCGGCAGGGCCCAGCGACGAUGCGGGCGAGGGGCCGCCGGCAGCGGCGCAGAAGCAGUGGGGCGCGCCUCGGAACGCGCCGCCGCAGCGGCAGCAGCAGGGCGGGGGGCCGCAGGGGCGGGGCAAGGGGGCACGGGCGGAAGGCCAGCCAGCGGCCUCGCGGCAGCAGCGGCCCAGCGGCCGCGGCGGCGGCCCAGGGGGCGAGCGCCCUCACAAGCCCAAGCCCUUUGGCCACUCCCCAGGGGCCGGCGGCGGCGACGACGAGCCGCCGCGAUGGGCGAGCAAAGACGGCAGCAGGGCGAGCGGCGGCGCGGGGAGCGGCCGCAAAGGCGGCAAGCCGUUCAAGCAGCGGCCACACGGCAAGGCUGCGGCCAGCCCCGCCGCCAAGGAGCCGCUGCGCAAGCGCGCUGAGGGCGGCCGCAAGCGGCGCAAGUGA
This is a messenger RNA of Monoraphidium neglectum, 738 nucleotides long. RefSeq lists its product as hypothetical. Lineage: Eukaryota; Viridiplantae; Chlorophyta; Chlorophyceae; Sphaeropleales; Selenastraceae. The transcript is spliced from 2 exons. Bases 1 to 738 code for a protein of 245 amino acids. The record is from RefSeq and is a predicted model, not a curated record.